Vigna radiata var. radiata (mung bean) is the source of this 712-nucleotide messenger RNA. RefSeq names its product two-component response regulator ARR17. NCBI's taxonomy places the organism in Eukaryota, Viridiplantae, Streptophyta, Magnoliopsida, Fabales, Fabaceae. The record is from RefSeq and is a predicted model, not a curated record. The coding region runs from base 1 to 432 and encodes 143 amino acids. The transcript is spliced from 5 exons. Gene Ontology annotation, biological process: cytokinin-activated signaling pathway; phosphorelay signal transduction system.
AUGGCUGCACCUUCUUCUUCAAUGCACCAACAUGAUCUUCCUCAUGUUUUGGCCGUCGACGACAACCUUAUUGAUCGAAAACUCGUUGAGAAACUCCUCAGGAAUUCUUCUUGCAAAGUUACAACUGCAGAAAAUGGGCCAAGGGCAUUGGAGUUAUUGGGCUUGACAAGUGGUGGACAGAACAGCAUGAACGGUAGAUCCAAAGUAAAUUUGGUAAUCACAGACUAUUGCAUGCCAGGAAUGACAGGCUAUGAGCUACUUAAGAAAAUUAAGGAAUCAUCUGUAAUGAAGGAGGUUCCUGUAGUGAUAAUGUCUUCUGAGAACAUACCGACACGGAUUAACAAGUGUCUGGAAGAAGGAGCUCAGAUGUUCAUCUUAAAGCCCCUCAAACAAUCUGAUGUAAAGAAACUGACAUGUCAGUUAAUGAAUUGAGAAAGUGAAAUUUGACUUUAAGAAAGUCUAGGCAAGAACACAACUCUGAGAUCUGUGGUCUGGUUGUGGGCAGAAGAACUCCAGAACCCAGAAUUUAUCAUUGCCGUCUACUGCUAAAAUCUGUAGGCCUUAACUAGAAUGUUACCCUCUAAUUGUGGUACUAGUUUAGGUGUAGGAAUGCAUUUCAUUGUUUUGAACAUGCUUUACUUUCUCCGCUCUUUCUUGUAUUGACCUACACAUUCCAAUUUAUUAAAUUUCCUAGAAUAUAUAUUUCAUUUUC